Molecule: messenger RNA, 7973 nt
Organism: Trematomus bernacchii (emerald rockcod)
Lineage: Eukaryota; Metazoa; Chordata; Actinopteri; Perciformes; Nototheniidae
Product: mucin-17-like
Exons: 6
Coding region: 308-4786 (1492 amino acids)
Source: RefSeq, a predicted model, not a curated record
CCUGCCGCUGCUCAAACGUGGAGGGAAGGACACGGAGAGGGACGCUCGGCUCCUGACUGCGCGGGGUUAUUGUUAGUCGCGAAAUUUACGGCUCUGUCGACAUAUUUAGUGUAUUUCAACCUCAGAGCUAUCCGAAAGGGUGGGACUGUGUGUUUCUUCUUCAACGACAGAGCCGGCGGUUGGAAGGUUAUCCCAGUGUGAGAGAAAGUGACCAAUCAAGAAGUGUGUGGGCCCCUGGACUUUGUAAGCAGCAACGUCAGCGUCCACAAUUUCUUUUUUUUUUUUUUUUUUUUUGGAGGGGGGGGGAAUGAAACCGGAUGGGGAUACCAUGGAGACCACGGAGCCCACUGAAGAUGCAGCAGUAGCAGAGCCCUCCUCAUUGCAGGACAACACAACCGAGGAAGCCCCAUCGCAACCAGAGGAAGCGGCAGCCCCAUCGCAACCAGAGGAAGCGGCCAUUGAUGUAGCCCCUGAGACCAUUCCCAAGGGCAAUGGCAAGCCAGUGGCAGCAGACUCCAAAGUCAAACCAAAAAGUGUUUCAACUAAAACACAGCCCGCAGCCAAAUCUGCAGGACCCUCUGGAUCAAGGCCGGGUACUUCCUCGCACCGCACUGUGAACGACGUCAAGUCCUCUGCGAAUGUCUCUGCAGCUGCAGCCAAGAAAACGGCAACUACAACAAAAGCAGCAUCAGCAGCGGGGGGCGUACCGAAACGACCUGUGGGGGCAGCAGCUUCCUCCAUGGUCAAGACCCUAUCUAAAGCCCCAGACAAGAAGCCUGUAGGACCAGCUAGGACUACCUCUGCUGCUGCGUCCACAGCAACAAAUGGCACCAAACCAACCACCGUGAAUGGCAUUCCUAAGAAGAAACCAGUAGCUGAGACUGUAGCGAGACCCAAGACCACAGCUCUUGCCAGCAGAGCAGCAGCCUCCACUGCCUCAAAACCCAGCACUUCAACCACGUCAAAAGCUGUUGGUGCAACAACAAAACCAGUCACCUCGGCAGUUUCAAAGACAACAAGGCCGACUACAGCUCCCUCAACAUCUCAACCUGCAUCCACCACAUCCAGGCCCACAACAGCUGCACUGAAGCCCUCCACCACCACUGCAGCUGCCAGAACUGCUGCCUCUAGAGUCAAAACAGCCCCCCCUACUGGCAGGACCACCGCAGCACAGCCUCCCAGGAUUGUAGCUGCUAAGAAAGAUGUCAGUCGCCCAACUUCUGCUCCAGUCGCAAAUAAACCUCUAGCAGCUACGACAGCCGCUGAUGCCAAGAAAAACCCUCGACCCACAGCCCCCGUAAAGCUCAACACUGCCUCCAAAUGUUCCACAACAACCAAGGCAGCAGACCCCAAGGUGUCACAGACCAAAGCUCCUACAAAAUCUACUCUCACCAAGAAACCUGUAGCUUCUGUUCUGUCCCUGGCCCAAAACAAACAGCCUUUUGGACGAUCCCCACCUGCGUCUCCAGCCAACAGACCUAUACACAGCAGCACUCCUCAGGCAAAACGCCGAACCAAACCCACUCAGGCUGUCCUUCCUUUCACUGCCACAAAGAAGGCCGGUGCUUCCAUUAUUCUCAAAGCUGCUGCCGGAGCACAGAGGGCUGCUGGUGGUGCAGGAGCAGCAGUGGCUGUACCUCCAGAAACACAAACGGAGGUUACAGAAUCUUUCCCACAAGAUUCAUCCCUUACUGCCUCUGCACCAGCGGAGGAGGAGACAGAGGAGACUCCCCCUGUCUUGGCCCAGAGUACCACACUGGAUGUGGUGCCACAAGAGACUGCUGUGAGACAGGAAGCUGCUUCCUCUCCUCCACAAAGCCCCGUCCGCACAGCCUUACCACAAACAUCCACACCUCUGAUGGAGACCGAGAGUAGUGCUUUAUUACCAACAACGCAGGAACAGACCCCUGCCCCAGCCGAGCCUGCAUUACCACCAGUGGCCUGUCCCCCAGAUUACACUGAGGAGCCUGGUUACCAAACCCCCUCCAUGUCUAAAGCCCUCCCAGCAGCAGCAGCAGCAAAUUCCCUCUCUCUGAAAGUUCCUCCCACCAAUCUAAAUGAGGAAGAGGAUGAUGAUGAGGAGGAGGAGAGGGAGGGGAGCCAGCUGGUUUCUGUGUCUGAGAUGAGUGGAACCACGCAGCCCACAGAGGAGUCUCGUCCCGGCUCGGCAGGACCCGUCGGAGGGUCUGCCUGGAGGGCCGGCGGCGCCCUGUUUUCUGAGCUGGACUCUGAGGAGGUGAGCGGCAGCCAGCAGGGGGCGUCGGAGCUGAGCGCCCCCGGGGUUCUGGAGGGCACCGAGAGCAUGGACGACCUGGGGGACGGCAGUCUGAAGGGAGCCAUCGACAUGGAAGGGGCCUCAGCGGGGUCACCUGACUUUGAGAAGGUCCCCGACAUACCGGCUAAUGACUUCGAUGAGGACGAUGACUUUGACGACGACCGGGUGUGUGACAUGGACGUGGGCUCGGAGCGGGCCGACGAGCCGCUGAGACUCCGGCAUGAUAACGACGCGAAUGAUGAAGAAGAAGAAGAAGAGGAGGAGGACGAAGAUGUGGAAAUGGCAAGUGAGGGCGUGACAGAGAGCGGGCUGGAAAGCUAUGGGAAUGCGGAUGAAGAUGACUUUGCUGAAGAUGAAAGGCUGGACAACCUGAACAGAGUGGCCGAGGCCCCGCCUCCCCCUCCUCAGCUCCCCUCCGCCCCCGCUGCUCAGUGGGAACAACCAAACCCCUUCGUUGAUCCCUGGCAUGCAGACCCUGAGCAUCAGCAGCUCCUGGUGGCGGUCUCCCAGCCAGAACAGGAAGCAGGAGUGGCAGGAGCGAGCCCCUCAGCUGACCCCUGGCAUGCAGACUCUGAGACCCCGACUCAGGCCUCAGCUUGGUUGGAACUCGGCUCUGCUCCUUUGGUUCCUGAAAACCAAGAAGCUCCCCAUCAGUCCUCCGUCAAAGAUGAGCCACAAGAUCUAGCUCCAAUGCAGACCCUGGCCCCGGCUCUUCUCUCUGCACCCCCCAUGUCUCUGUCAAGCACCCUGAGCAGUGAGACCAGCACCCCCGAGGAGCUCUGCGACUACAAUCGAGAUGGGAAGGCUCAAGAUGUGCAAGCACCGGCGCUCUCCCCACAGCCUGAGCUAGACCACGAGGAAGCCGAGGCCAAGACGCUGCCCGCUGACGAAGUGCUGGGAGGCCCUGCAACUUCCCCCACCUCCAACCCCUCCUCCACCUCGGUAACAGAAGACGAGGCCAGCGACACGGAGGGAGAGGCUCAGUUGGAUGAUUCCUUGGAUACGACGCUGGUCGGCCACAUCACCUUCGACAGCCAAUCUCCAUCCCAGCGCUGCCUGUCCACCGUGGAAGAGGGAGAGGAGGCGGACACGGUGGAGGCUCGUGCAGGUGAAGACACCAUGACCACAGCUUCCAACUCCAACACCCAGUCCACAGGGGAGAGCUGCGUCAGGAGCCCCGGCAUCUUCUUCCUGGAGGAGCUGCCCGAGGAGGCCAAGGAGCCGUGUCUGAUCCCGCAACCUCACACGCCGCCAUGCCUCGCAGAGCAUCAGUACAUCGAUUGUGGGAAGCAGGAAUCAGAUUCUGCUGAGCCCGCUGAGAACACCAGCGGGGUUGUGCCGGGGCCCGAGGAAGCCCCGGACCCUUCGUCUGCCCAGAGCACUUUGCAGCAAGCCGAAGAAAACCCAGAGGACGUCCAGCCGUUCUACUUUUCUGCAAUCUGUGAAAACACUGAGAACUCUUUUGCAGGCUUCGCUGCACUACCGCAGCCUCACCGCCGCGAUCACUCGGCCUACCCCAGGACCUACUGCGACCUCGUCAAACCUCUGGUGGCCGCCCCCCCGCCCAAACUGACCUGCGCUGACCUCCCCCCCAGGAACAUGGGCCAGAAGGCGCUGAGCCCCCAGCUGCGCAGGCUGGAGCAGCACCAGAGGCAGCUGCUGGAGAUGCAGCUGCGCCGGGACCAGCAGAGCAGACCGCUGGAGGAGGCGGAGCAGGAGAGGAAGACCAGGGAGGAGGAGGAGGCCAGGAAGAAGAAGGAUGAAGCCGAAGAAGAGAUAAAGAGGAAUAAGGAGGAGCUGGAGAGGAAGACGCAGGAGCAGGCGGAGGUGGCGAAGAAGAAGGAGGAGGAAGAGGAGAAACGGAGGAGAGAGCUGGAGCUGCAGCAGCAACAGCAGGAGCUGAAGGAGCGGCAUCAGAUCAUGCAGUGGCAACAAGAGCUGCAGCAGGCUAACAAGGAGCAGGCGGAGCUGCUGUUGGCCUCCUCCGUCCUCUGCACCAUCUACGAAGCGCUGGAGAACAGUGAUGGUGAGGAAGAGCUCAACCCCACUAAAGAGAACGAGCCCAGAGAGGAGACACCAAACGGAGACCUGAUCGGCGAUGAGCGUGGAGACUCCUCUCCGUCCACAGAGAGCCCCCCUCCUCUGCGAGACUCCCCGCAGACAUCCAGCGACCCCUCCCAGGACGGAGACAGCUCCUCCCCCUGUCCCCCCGAGUCUCCAGAGAGACCUCCCCCCCUGGAGCUGGACUGGGGGAAGAAGGUGGACAUCGUGCAGCAGCUGAUCAAUCAGACGCUGCUGCUGAACAGAGGCGGCUGCUCCUCGCUGCUGCUGCUGCCGCGGGGGGCGGGGGGCACGCUGAGCCCCCUUGAGAGCAGCCUGUGGCCCAGCCUGCUGCCCCCCCUCACCCCUCCCUCGGCCACUGUCACCUCCGUCAGUAGUUUCUCCCCAGAGGCCACUGGGAGCUCCCCUCAGGGGGAGUGGACAGUGGUGGAGCUGGAGACUCAUCACUGAGGGACAAUUACAGUACACACUGUUAAACAUUAAGGACAGACAUACAGGGAAGAUGGCGCAAGUAUUUUUACACACACACACUCUCUCAAGACUGGCAUACAUAUGUGUAUGCAGAGCAGCACACAUUUACUCUACUGUUGCUGUAAACACAAUUAAGGUUCACUUAAGGAGAACGGAUGAAAUACAGCUUGAAGUAAAUAUAAGGGCUGGACAAUGGAGGGGGGGGGAGGCAAUAACUUGAUAAGCAGCACCAUUUAAAGAACGAUAAACUCGAUUUAAAAAAUCACUUUGUUGAUGUCCAUCACAUUGAACUCAAUGGUCAAGAUUGUAAGAAGUCAUUUCCAAGUAUUUAAUAAAGAUAACCUCAGAGAAAUUGAUAAACAUCAUUGUUAGAAUGAAAAAGGACAAAACAAACUGCCCAUCAGGAAGACCCAGUAACUUGUGCUAUUGAUCAGUGGUUCCAAACUAACAGUGAAUCACUAAAUAGAAAGCAUGUUUCUAGUACACAAUGUGUAUUUCCUUCAAGCUUUUAUUUUCUUGUUGCUUCCUUUCAAAACGACCAAAUGAAUCUAAGUAUUAGAAGGAAUAAUCACUCGACAACCUGUAGACAGGUGCAACUUGUGACUCGUAGACUGAUCUUCUCUUUGAAAGGGCAAAAAAGGUUGGGUCACUCAAUGGUCAGGGUUUUCUAACCCUACUGAAAACACAAGCACAAACAAAACAGACACUAAUGAUCGGUGGUGCUGCAGUUCUUGUUUGCUGUUUCUCCAGCAAGUAUGCAUUGAUGUAAACAAAAGGUUAACAACUAUUUUGCUCUGGUUCUAGACUCUCUGGUAGUCCUCGGGAUAAGUUAAAGAUUAAAUUAUCAAAUCAGUAAAGACGGUCCAAUUUGUGGACUCCCCUAUGCACCACAUUUUUUAUGGAAAAUUUAUUCAGUUGGUUAACACGCAUUAACUCACAGAAACAUCUAAAUGCUUUUUUUUAAGCCUUUUCUAAAAUGUUAGGAUUUUCAAAACAUUACCAACCCUUUGUGUCCAUGGUUUAAAGUGUUGAGUCAGAUAUUUCUUGACUUUAGACAGACUGCAGGCACCACUUUUUAUUGAACACUGAUGAAUGACAUUGUUUAAUACAUUUUGCUUAAACAAAGAAAACUGUUUGUAUUUCGUUAAUCGCCUUAUUCUAGACGCAAUGAUAAGCAGACACAGGCCUAGUUUCAAUUUGUUUAUAAAUCAGCAUUUUAAGUUAUUUUAACCAAAACAUACGACAGAAAUGCCAAGUACAGGACCUCAGAGUCCUCGGUGUAAGCUAGGACGGGUCUCUACUCUGGGGGAAAGUCUCUGAUUCUGCCAGUGAAGAACCUGCGUCUCCGCUCACGUAGACAAACACGAGACUGCACUGAAACUCAGCACCUCUCUCCUCACACUCGAUACCCUACACCACUGAGAACACAAACUAAACACUGGCUAUAAAAUUACAUUUCAAUCCUGUAAACACUCACCUGAAACCAUGUGACUACUGACGGGACGCAUGAUGCGUCACUGGAACGAGACACUUUUCAUUAUGCGAAAUCCCUCCACACACACGCGCGGUGCCAAACAGCCACUAUCAAUGGAAGGUACAUUGACGGAUAGGUGUGGUUGUUUCACUUUGCGUUGCUCACCCGCAGCCAUUUUGAAUUAAAGCCGUAACUUAUCACCUUAUUUUCCUAUGAGAAUAGCCACUGGAGAUGUCUUGCUAAUGAAAAGUGAUAAAAGAACACUCAUUCCAAGAUUUGCACUUGUUCAAAUAGUCUUGUUUUUGUAUCAAUUUUAUAAUGUUGAUAAUACAGGCUUGGAUACUUUGGCUGGUUAGUCAAACUUAAUUUGGUAUAAUGUAUUUGAUGUCAAAUAAAUGUUAAGACCUUACAGUUCUUCACCAAAGGUCAGUGUGACUAGUAGGCCUAUGCAUUUCCUUAUGAAACACUGGAGUCAGGCACCGAUGAGGCUUUACUUAUGUUCCUGUAUUUGUGUCGAGAGAUGAAGUUUGUUUUAUAUAAUAACUGCUGAGAGAUGCCUUUUUAUGGUUUCUGUUCUGGAGCCACUGUCAUAUGUUUUGUCUCCGUUAUUUUCUCAUGCUCACGUUUAAAAUGAUGUUUCCGUCACAGACUACUGACAGAUGAUAGCCGGUCAUAACGCCUUCUAUUUUGCAUUAGAGGACAACGAUUUACUUUGGGUAAAACCAAUUCUGCUGUAAAGGUCAGGGGUCACUUUAUUGUGUGAGAUCAGGAAGGCUAUUCAAAGGGUUCAAUAUCAGGUCAUUUGAAGUAUUAACUAUAUUGUUGUCACUGUGAUGCGCGAUGGUCUGGAAUUGUGACCUAAAUGUUCAUAUCUGUGCUCUGUCGAUGUGAACCUGUUGUCUCGAUACUGUGUGUUUGUCAGUCAGUCACUGUAAAAUCUUUUUAUUUGAAUCAGAUUUUUGUUUUAUAACUAAGCAGUGAACUUUAAACGUAUUGGCUCUUUAGAAGGAUGAUUGCUCGCUCCCAUUAUUGAUAUUGGCAAAGAAAAUGGUCGUCUUCAUCUCCCACUCUCUUAUGAAAGCCCAUGUGUAGCAGCUGAGAAGCGAGCAGGUGUUUCUGCUCAUGUAUGUUCGCUCUCCCGUCCUCACGGUAAGACGCAUUGUGCUCGCUGCAUUUUUGACAAAGCUGGACUUUAAAAACAUGCUUUUCUUAAACAUGUCUGUGUUGUGUUUUUGUAAGCAUCUAUGUGUAUAUUGUUUUAAAGACUGCUCACUGUAAUGAAGGGAAACUCCACUUUACUUUUGUACUUUAGAGAUUUAGAAGAAUAGUAAGAGUCCUAUAUAGAUUUUUAUUGAAUAGAGAAUGAAGGAUGUGGGUUGUAAAUGUUAGAUUUUAUUCUUUUUUGGAAGUAAAUGACCUUUAUGUCCAGUAAACAGAACUGAUGAGCCGAAUGAUGACGAGGUUAAACUGAAGACUCAAUUAGCGGCUCAAAAAUAUGAAAUCUCACAUUUAAGAUAUUAAUUUAUUAAAGAUGAAGUUGGAACUAAUUCAAAUGGCUUGCAGAACUAUUGAUAUUUAGUAAAUGGGCGCUCCAACUUGUGAAGCCCGAACCAUGGCAGCUUGUUUAAAAACUGUGAUUGUGUGUAAUUACUUCAAUGCAAUGUUUCAUGUAAAUAAAAUGUUUUUUUUAAA